Messenger RNA from Punica granatum (pomegranate), 4507 nucleotides. The record is from RefSeq and is a predicted model, not a curated record. Lineage: Eukaryota; Viridiplantae; Streptophyta; Magnoliopsida; Myrtales; Lythraceae.
CGCGUUUUCCCCCUUUGCCUCCCAUUUCCCUCGUCGGAGUCGGCUUCUCUCUCUUCGUCGUCUUCAUCGUAGUCUUGGCUCCCAGCUUCACUGACAUAGACCCACACAUAGCUUCAUGCUUUCAUGAGCUAAGGACUGUAGUGUAAAGGGGGAAAGCACAGAGGGAAAAGCAAAGAUGAGUACAGUGGACAAGAUGCUGAUAAAGGGGAUCCGGAGCUUCGACCCCGAGAACAAGAACGUCAUCACUUUCUUCAAGCCCUUGACCCUCAUCGUCGGCCCCAACGGCGCCGGGAAAACAACAAUAAUUGAGUGUUUGAAGCUCUCUUGCACCGGGGAGUUGCCCCCCAAUGCGAGGUCUGGUCAUAGUUUCAUUCAUGAUCCGAAGGUAGCUGGGGAGACGGAGACAAAGGGACAAAUUAAACUACGGUUCAAGACAGCUGCCUGUAAGGAUGUGGUUUGCAUUAGGUCCUUUCAGUUGACUCAGAAGGCAUCGAAGAUGGAGUUCAAGGCAAUUGAAAGUGUACUUCAAACAAUUAAUCCUCAUACGGGAGAGAAAGUUUGCCUUAGCUAUCGUUGUGCUGACAUGGACCGGGAAAUUCCAGCUUUAAUGGGCGUUUCAAAGGCUAUUCUGGAAAAUGUUAUAUUUGUCCAUCAAGAUGAAGCUAACUGGCCAUUGCAGGAUCCUUCUACAUUGAAGAAGAAAUUUGAUGAUAUCUUCUCUGCAACUAGAUACACAAAAGCCUUGGAAGCCAUAAAGAAAUUACACAAAGAUCAGGCUCAAGAGAUAAAGACCUACAAGUUGAAGUUAGAGAACCUUCAGACACUUAAAGAUGCUGCCUAUAAGCUGCGAGAGAGCAUUUCUCAGGACCAGGAAAAAACAGAAUCUCUGAAGAGUCAAUUGCAAGAGCUGGAAGCAAGUAUCCAAAAUGUCGAUACCAGAAUCCAUCAUACUGAAGUGACUCUUAAAGACUUGAGGAAAAUGCAAGAGCAGAUUGCAACUAAGACUGCUGAAAGAGGAACUUUAUUUAAGGAGCAGCAGAAACAAUAUGCAGCUCUUGCGGAGGAGAAUGAGGAUACUGAUGAGGAACUGAUGGAAUGGAAGAGUAAGUUUGAUCAGAAAAUCGCUCUCUUAGAAUCAAAGAUUAGCAAGUUGGAGAGGGAGAUGAAUGACACAGAGACCAAGAGUUCUUUCCUUAAGCGGUCCAUAAAUGAAUAUAUAUGGGAAAUAAGCAGGCUACAAACUGAAGCUGAAGCUCAUAACUCUUUGAAGAAUGAAAGGGAUGCUAUGAUUCAGAAGCUCUUUUCUCGGCAUAAUUUGGGUUCACUUCCGGCUGCUCCCUUCAGCAAUGAGGUUGUAUUGAGCCUUACAAAUCGAGUAAAGUCACGGUUGUUGGAUAUUGAGCAGGAUUUGCAAGAUAAAAAGAGGUCAAAUGAAGUAGAGCACAAGACUGCAUGGGAUCAGUAUAUGGAUUUGAAUGAUCUUUGGAAAAAUAUGGAUGCACAAAGGCAGGCCAAAGCAGAGAUCAAGGUUGGCAUAUUGAGGCGCAUUCAAGAGAAGGAAAUUGAACGCGAUACCUUUGAGCUCCAAAUUUCUAACGUUGAUCUCUCCCACAUUGAUGAAAGGGAAAAGAGCAUGCGAAUUGAGGUUGAGAGGAAGACGAACCAGCUUGCUGAAAGAGAAUUUGAAUCUGUCAUACGACAAAAGCAAAGCGAGCUAUACAGCCUCGAGCAAAAUAUUAAGGCUCUCAAUCGAGAGAAAGACAUCAUGGCAGGUGAUUCUGAGGACAGAGUAAAGCUGGCUAUUAAGAAGGCAGAGCUAGAAAAUCACAAGAAGAAGCAUAGAAAGAUAAUUGAUGACUUCAAGGACAAAAUCAGAAAAGUGCUGAAAGGGAGGCUUCCUUUUGACAAGGAUAUGAAAAAGGAAAUUACUCAGGCGUUGAGGGCUCUUAAUCAAGAAUUUGAUGAUUUGAGCUCAAAAUCUCGUGAAGCUGAGAAGGAAGUGAAUGUGUUGCAGAUGAAAAUUCAGGAAGUUACUGAUAACUUGUCCAAACAUCGGAAGGAUUUGGAAUCAAAAAAGAGGUACAUUGAAUCCAAACUCCAAGUCCUGGAGCUGCAGUCUUCCACCAUUGACACUUAUCAUCAAGCAGUAGAGAAUGCUAAGCAAAAAAGGGAUGUCCAGAAAAGUAAAUAUAACAUCGCAGAUGGAAUGCGCCAAAUGUUUGAUCCGUUUGAACGAGUAGCCCGCGCUAAUCAUAUUUGUCCCUGCUGUGAGCGUCCUUUCUCAUCUGAGGAGGAAGAUGCAUUCGUUAAGAAGCAAAGAGUGAAGGCUGCUAGUUCUGCUGAACGCAUGAAAAUGUUGGCAGUGGAAUCCUCGGAGGCAGAAUCUCAAUUUCACCAGUUAGAUAAGCUUCGUACUACAUACGAUGAAUGUGUGAAGAUAGAGAAGGAGACGAUUCCUCAUGCUGAAAGAAGCUUACGUGAUCUUAAGGAAGAGCUGGAUCAGAAAUCUGCGGCUCUUGAUGAUGUAUUGGUUAUUCUUGCUGAGAUACAGACCCAAAAAGACUCGGUUGAGGCAUUGGUACAACCUGUUGAUACUGCAGACAGACUUUUCCAAGAAACUCAGACUUUGCAGAAGCAAGUUGAUGAUUUGGAGUACAAGCUUGAUUUUCGUGGGCAAGGUGUCAGAACUAUGGAAGAAAUUCAAUCUGAGCUGAAUACCUUGCAGGGCGUAAAGGACAGUUUGCACAAUGAAUUGGAGAAACUGAGGGAAGAGCAAAGGUACAUGGAGAAUGAUUUAUCAAACAUUCAAAUUCGCUGGCACACGCUACGGGAGGAAAAGGUAAAAGCAGCUAAUACACUGCGGGAUGUCAAAAAGGUGGAGGAAGAGCUGGAUCGUUUAGCUGAGGAGAAGAGUCAGCUUGAUCUCGAUGAGAAGCACUUGACAGAGGAUAUUGGCCAUUUAGUCAAAGAGAAGGAUAGACUACUGGGCGUAUACAAUGAUUUAAAGGCCAAACUUGACCAUGAGUAUGAAGAACAGAUGGAGCAGAAAAGAAACUACCAGCAGGAAGUUGAUGCAGUACACAAAAUAAAUUCCAAAAUUAAGGAGUACCAUGAUCUAAAGAAAGGAGAGAGGCUGAAAGAAUUACAAGAAAAACAAUCCACAUCAGAGUCUCAACUUCAGAGCUGUGAUACGAGGAAGCAGGAGAUUUUGGAGGAACUAAACAAGAGUAAGGACCUUAUGAGGAAUCAAGAUCAACUGAGACGAAAUAUUGAGGACAAUUUGAACUACAGGAAGACAAAAGCUGAAGUAGAUGAGCUCACCUUUGAAAUAGAAUCCUUGGAGGACAGAAUACUCAAGACUGGUGGAAUUUCUACCUUUGAAGCAGAACUUGCGAAACUUUUACAGGAAAGAGAGAGGCUUCUCUCUGAGGUUAACAGGUCUCAUGGAACAAUGUCUGUCUAUCAAAGCAACAUUUCGAAGAACAAAUUAGAUCUCAAGCAGGCUCAAUAUAAGGAUAUCGACAAGCGGUAUUUUGACCAGCUAAUCCAACUUAAGACCACUGAGAUGGCAAAUAAGGACUUGGACAGAUACUACAAUGCACUAGACAAGGCGCUCAUGCGCUUCCACACGAUGAAGAUGGAAGAAAUCAAUAAAAUCAUAAGAGAGCUGUGGCAGCAAACUUAUAGAGGACAAGACAUAGACUACAUCAGAAUCCAUUCAGACUCUGAAGGUGCUGGGACUCGUUCAUACAGUUACAAGGUUCUCAUGCAGACUGGUGAUACAGAGCUAGAAAUGAGAGGACGGUGUAGUGCCGGUCAGAAGGUUCUAGCUUCUCUUAUUAUACGCUUGGCUUUGGCCGAGACCUUUUGCCUUAAUUGUGGAAUACUAGCGCUGGAUGAACCAACGACAAACUUGGAUGGUCCCAAUGCUGAAAGUCUUGCUGGAGCUCUUCUGAGAAUUAUGGAGGACAGAAAAGGACAGGAGAAUUUUCAGCUGAUAGUCAUAACUCACGAUGAGCGUUUUGCUCAACUUAUCGGUCAGAGACAGCACGCAGAAAAAUAUUAUCGGGUCUCCAAGGAUGAUCAUCAGCAUAGCAUAAUCGAAGCGCAGGAGAUAUUCGACUGAGGUUUCCGGGAUCAGGAGGAGAAAAGCCCAGGGUUUUUGUAUGGGAUUGGCAGAGUUUCCGUAGGUCAGUAUAACCUGUUGUAUGUAAGGGAUGCGUAUGUAACUCGCAGAAUUAAACAAAUAUCUAUAAAUAUAUUUCGGUUAGUGCGAGUUAGCUUUAUUAAAACUUCAAAAUUGUUCACAGUUAAAUGUAAAUAUAAAGUCCAAAAGCAAAAUGGAGUUUGGAAGACCAGUCACCGAUGGUUAAAUCCAUCUAUAAAACCGAAGGGGACAUCAAACAGGCUGAGGUAUAGGCUCCUAGGUGUGAUGGUACAUAUGUGAUUAAGCGACUCUAGUUCCUACGGAUUGAGCAUUGAUAUAAAAUGAGCAGACUAUGUGUCC